AGAUUGACACACGCAAUAUCCAGCCAGCAUAAUGCCGUCGUCUACCUUUGACAUCGCCGCGGUGAGAUCACAAUUUCCUGCACUCAAUCAAAAGCAGGUCUUUUUCGACAAUGCUGGGGGGUCCCAGGUCUUGCAGUCCGUUAUUAAUUCCAUCACCGUCUAUUUGACCAAGACCAAUGUCCAGCUGGGAGCCUCAUAUCCUGUUUCACAAACUUCAACCGACAAAUUUGAUUCGGGCUACCAGGCUGCCGCCAAGUAUAUCAAUGCCUCGGCUAAGGAUAUUGUCUUUGGUGCUUCGACAACCCAACUCUUUCGAAACCUGGCUACAGCCCUCAAGGUGAAAGCUGGAGACGAAUUUGUCCUGUCUAAGCUGGACCAUGAGGCCAACAUAGCUGCAUGGGUACAGGUGGCAGAGUGGAAGGGUGUGACAGUCAAGUGGUGGGUGCCGACCCAAAACACAAGGUCUAAUCCCAAGUUGGUCCCGGAAGAUCUUCAGACAUUGAUCACAUCCAAAACCCGACUUGUUACUGCGACACAUACCUCCAACAUUCUAGGAAGUGUCACCGACGUUGCAGCUCUGUCCAAAGCCAUCAAGAAAGUCAACCCCAACACCUUGUUUGCUGUCGACGCUGUCGCAUAUGCACCGCACGCAGCCGUUGAUGUCCAGGCAUUUGGGGUGGACUUUUAUUCAUUCUCGUGGUACAAGGUCUACGGGCCACAUCUUGCGCUCCUAUAUGUCAGUGAUAGAGGCCAAAAGGAGAUUGAAAGUCUAGGUCACUUCUUUAAGCCGGGAGAUACGGUCGAAGAACUCCUUGGACUAGCAGGAGGAAACUACGAGGCGGUGCAGAGCGUGCCCCAGAUUGUUUCCUACUUGGAUUCAGUUGGCUGGGAUGCCAUUCACGCUCAAGAGGAGGAGAUCCAGGAGAUUUUGUUGUCUUACUUGCGCUCCAACCCGGACCAGAUCAAAAUCUAUGGCGAACCCUCGGCUGAUCGUCGUUUACGAGUGCCCGUGAUCAGUUUCCGGGUCAAGGGUCGAAGCUCGUUUGGGAUCACUGACGCCAUCGAAGCAAGAUCGCAGUAUGGAGGUCGUGCUGGCCAUUUCUACAGCAAGAGGCUGGUCAGUGAGGUGUUGGAGAUACCAGACUCGGAUGAUGGAGUGGUUCGAAUCUCGUUGCUUCACUACAACACCAAGGAGGAGGUCGAGGGCCUGGUCAAGAUUCUAGAUGAAGUCAUUCAAGAAGGGAUUGGGAAGGCUGCUGCAGACCCUGAGAAGAAGGAAGUGUCCAACUGGUAAGCACCCUGAAAGAGCAAGCGGGAAGAUCGAAUUUGGUGGUGACAUGUCCCCAGUGGGCAAGAUUGCCUGUUAAGAAACGUGAAAGUCUGUCGCUCUAGACAAUGGAAGAAAAUAAAAUACAGCACGCCAGUUAUGUUUUCCAGGAGUCACUGUCUACUGUCGUGC
Molecule: messenger RNA, 1459 nt
Organism: Exophiala mesophila
Lineage: Eukaryota; Fungi; Ascomycota; Eurotiomycetes; Chaetothyriales; Herpotrichiellaceae
Product: cysteine desulfurase
Exons: 1
Coding region: 32-1294 (420 amino acids)
Source: RefSeq, a predicted model, not a curated record